AUGGUGCGGCACGAUAAGCGUAGUGUCGUCAAGCACAGAACGCGUGGCUCCGAGCCGCAUAAAAAGGGCGGCUUCCAUGUAGGCGCGACGAACGUGCCUAAUGGUGCGUAUAUAGGACGGGCCAAAAAACACAAGGAGGCGCUGAUCCACAAAGCCAAGGUGAAAAAGGCCUAUUACAAGAUGCUCGACAGGGAAAAGGGGGCGGCGCCUGUCGAGGCUUCGCCCAUCCAAGAUGUGGGGCGCUUUGCGUCGGAGAGCGAGCAGGAGGAGAGCAGCGCAACCCGCGUGGCCGCGGACAGGGCGCCUAGCCAGCGCAAGAAAAAGCUGCCCUACUUUUACACGCCCCCUAAGCAGCCUCGCGAGAAGGCACAGCCGGAGCGCACACGCGAGCAGGCGCUAGAUGAGCGUGAGGCGCGCCGAAAGCUGUGGAACCGCAAGAGCCCGAGCCGCCUGGGCCGCGAGCGUGGCCAGCCUGACCUCGGCGCCCGCAUGCAGGUCAUGCUGGACAAGAUCCAGCGCGACUAA
Molecule: messenger RNA, 525 nt
Organism: Malassezia restricta
Lineage: Eukaryota; Fungi; Basidiomycota; Malasseziomycetes; Malasseziales; Malasseziaceae
Exons: 1
Coding region: 1-525 (174 amino acids)
Source: RefSeq, a predicted model, not a curated record